Molecule: messenger RNA, 1902 nt
Organism: Vanrija pseudolonga
Lineage: Eukaryota; Fungi; Basidiomycota; Tremellomycetes; Trichosporonales; Trichosporonaceae
Product: Nitrogen assimilation transcription factor nirA
Exons: 1
Coding region: 1-1902 (633 amino acids)
Biological process (GO): DNA-templated transcription
Molecular function (GO): zinc ion binding; DNA binding
Source: RefSeq, a predicted model, not a curated record
AUGGACCUCAACCUCAUGCCACCGCCGCUGCCAGACACGCCGGCGUCUACAUCAAGGCACCCGCCAUCGCACACGCCGUCUGUCUUUGCCUCUUCUCCGCGCGUCGAGACUCCACGGCGCGACUCGGUCAUGCAGUCGUACGCGACGCAGGCCGGCAUGUCGUCGGACGUCAUUGACGAUCUCCUGCUCGUGUACGAGUCGUUCAUCCACCCCCACUGGCCGAUCCUGUACGUCCCCGCCCUGCCGUCGCUCCGCGCGCUCGAAACACAAUCGCCAUUGUUGUUCGACGCGGUACUGUCGCUCUCGUCUGCGAACUCGGACGUUCACCUAGGCAAGGAGCGUUUCCUGUCCUCGGUUGGCAAGUCACGCGCCGCGGGCGACUCGAUGGCGCAGGCCUGCAACAUCCUGCUUGAGAGCGUGAGACAGCGCAUCCUGGCGACGGUCAACGCGCGAGAGUACGCGCCCACGAUUGAGGAGGUUCAGAGCCUGGUCCUCGUCGCCCUCGUCGACCUCGGCUUCGGCCGCACAUCACUCGCGUACCAAAUGAGCGGUUUCGCCUGCCGUAUGGCAGUAGACCAGGGUCUGAACACGACUACCCCGCGGCCGUCUCCACCAUCCGUCCGGAAUCGCCGCCAGGGAAGGGAGGAGCACGAAAGGUCACGCACCGUGUGGAGCUGUUUCAUCGUCGACAAGAUCGUCUCGGCUGUUGCACAACGCGCCCCAUGCCUACGGGUAGUCGACAUGGACGUGCCACAGCCUAGCGUCAUGGAGAGAGACGAGCUAGACCUCUGGCUCGCGGGGCCCGGCCGGCAUCUCCUCGACCCGCGUAGCGUCGACGCCAUGGUCUGCAUGAAGUCACACACGUUGUCCUCGUUCAACUCGUGGUGCGACGUCAUGUCCAUCCUCGAGCUAAUCCUCGACCACAUCUACCGCCCAAGCACCCGCCGUGCGCGUAUGGAGGGCAGCCCAAUAGAAGGCUACGAGGACGCGGUUCUGCACAUCGACGCCGAGCUGUGGAAGUGGCGUCGCGGCCUUCCACCCCACCUCCAGUGGUCGGACGACGACCCCAGCGCACACUGGAACGUCGGCCAGCACCCGCUCACCGUCCGAGGAUGGUACUACCUCUGCAUGCUGCUGCUGCACCGUCCCCAGGUCCCCUACCUGGACAUUGACAGCCCCUCAGGCGGCAACACGGCAACCGGUGCACCCAGCGGCAACAGCGGUCGUGACCAAUCGCCCUCGUGUCGAUUUGUCAACGACCCCAUGGCAUCCUACAGAGUCCCCAAGGGCGUCGACGCCUCCAGGUUAGCGGCGACCGCCAUCUGCACUAUCAUGGAGUCGUACGAGCGUACCUUUCGCGUCCGCAAGUACUCCUCGUCGUGGUCGUACCUCGUCUUCCAGGCGGGUACGGUGCAUGCGGGCUUGGCAGCUCAUACGCCGGUCAACGAGCACGUCUCGCAGUCGGCGCGCGCCGAGUCGAUGCGUCGACUCGACCAGUGCAUUCGCUGGCUGGACCACAUCGCCCGGCAAUGGACGAGCGCUGGCCGGCACAUUGAGAUUCUGAGCAAGCUCGCCGCCAUCGGCCGCAACGCGGGUCUCCUGACGCAGGCGGAGAACAACCCCGAGGGCCAAGCGAGCAACCAAAAUACCCUCCCUCCCUUCUUUGUGGGGCAAAAUCCCUCGUCCUCGUCGCCAAGAACAUCGAUAUCGGCUCCCCCGCAGUUUGACCCGACUCAGCCUGGCGGACAGCCAAACUUCAACCUGGCCGGGGACCCCAACACGCAACUCCCCAGCCUGACCCCUGCACUCGACCUCAAUGGGUGGAUGAUGCUGUGGGCGUCGAUGCCUUCGGCCGGUGACGACAUUCAGCUCUGGCAACAGUGCUUCCCCGACCUGUCGUAA